Rotaria sp. Silwood2 is the source of this 489-nucleotide messenger RNA. The record is from the annotation of a GenBank genome assembly. NCBI's taxonomy places the organism in Eukaryota, Metazoa, Rotifera, Eurotatoria, Philodinida, Philodinidae.
AUGGCUUAUUACAACAUGCACAUUAAAUUUAUAAUUAAUGAUAUUAAAGAUGAAAAUUUAAUUGAUAUUUCAUUAGAUUCAUCUUCAACAAUUUCAUCAUGGUUAAUUGAUUAUUAUUUUACAAAAGCUUAUUUAAAUCAAGUGAAAAAUUCAAAUAAAUCUAUGCAACCAAAUAUUAUUAUUGGUUUACAUGAUAUGUUUAUUAUUUUCCCAAUAAUUCAUUCAACAUUAACGCCAACAGAAUUUAUUCAAUUAUGUAGAAAUAAGUUUCAAGAAAUUAAAGAUAAUAAAAUACUAGAUCAUUAUAAUAAUUAUUUAAAUCGUUGUGGUUUAAAAGAUAUUAUUGAUUUAUUUCAUCAAUCUCCAGAUUCUGAAUUAGCUCAAUUAACUGAUGUUCUUAGUAUAUUAAGACAAAAUAGUUAUUACAUUAAACGACCUAAAUUAUAUAUGAAUUUAAAUAUACAUUCAUUUUCAAUACCAAAAUUUUAG